AUGUCUGAAUGGCGUGAAAAAUGGCUCACGCCUUGCACCCACGGUGCAAGGAAGAAGCACGAAACUUUCGACAACUCAUGGGGACUCAGUUUAGCUCUUGAACACUGUGCAUCGCGGGAUCUGUUCUGUGGUGGUAUUUGCCUGGACCGAAGAAAGUUUUUCGAUCUCUUGGAAUACGACGUGGGACACACUGUCCUGCAGCGGCUCGGUGCCCCGGAGGGGGUCCUCAAUGCUGGCCGCAGCAUGUAUAGCCAGCUAAAUUGUCGCUACAAGGUCAAUAAAUCUCUUUCAGAGCCAUGUGCACGAACCAAUGGGUUUGCCCAAGGUGACUCACUCAGUUUGCAGGUUGCGCUGGCCAUGAUUUCUAUUUGGACUCGUUUUGUGCAGCAACAAACUUCGCCUGAGGCCGAUUUUCACACUGGCAGUUUUGUCGACGACUGCCAUUUUUACUCCACAGGCACCAUAAGGGACACUGUAGCCAGCACAAUUGCGCAGGCCUGGCAAGCUUCACGCAGGUAUGACCGCAUAGCAGGUCUGGAAACCAAUGUGAGCAAAACAUUUGCCUUUUCAAAUAAUUCCCAACUAGAUGUUCAACUUGACAAGCGUUUGAAGGAGUUCGACCCUGAGUGCGAUCUCUCCAACAUUUCAUCUUUCAAGCUUGUUGGUUCUGUCAUCACCGCUAAGGGUAAGCCUUCCACGGAUGAUAGGGCCAAUCGUGUAGACCGAACCAUUCAAAAGCUUCGAAAGAUUCGCACAGCCCCCGUGCGGUUUGCAAACAGAGCCCAGAUGGCUGAAGCAGUGUUCACAGGGGCAUUGUUCGGAACAGAGCUGCAAGACUUAAGUGUGACGCAACAGGAUUCUCUAAAAAGUGCAGUAACUGCACUGCUGUGGAAGGGCAAAACCUGGUAUCGGUCCCCAGCCAUCACCUACACGCAUCUUGUGAAGCCCCACAGGCUGCUUGCAAAGCCGGCUGCCAUCUAUCACUGCUUGACCCUUGCACGGCGGCUUCUUUUAAAGCGCGCAGACCUCCGGCGCCUCUUUCAGGAAACUUGGCAAGGGUUUGUUCAGCAGAAUGGACCUCUCAGUAGAAUCCACAAAGCUGUGCACGAUUUGCAGGCCACCUGGAGUGCUCCCUUCUUGAUUCACACACAUGAGGGGCUUGAGCUCCAUUUGCUCGCCCCGCUCGCAGCCAAGUUCCAACACGAUCUCAGGACCGCAUUGCGAAACAUGGUGCUGCGUAAUGAGCGAAGUUUGCACACUAGAAAGGAUAUGGUAGGGGGACCCGUGUUCUUAUAUGAGGCAAACGUUAAACUGUUACGGGGUGCCCGGGGCGCCGCAGCCUGCACAAACAUUCCACAGCUUUCACUACGCGAGCAAGCCACGCUGCGGAACAUUCUCUCAGGCGUGGUUCGCACCCAGGACCGAAUGCACAGGUCGGGAUUGGUUGAUGAACGCGCUUGCCCCUGGUGCAAGAAAGAUGCUGUGGAAGACCUCGAGCACCUUUACUGGAAUUGUUCUGCUUGGUACGAACACAGACAAGACUUCGUUUCCCGCUGGGAGCAAGUAAUCCGCUCGCUACCGGAGUGUGCACGACACUGUGGGCUUCUACCAGCCAACGUCUUGCAAAACGGAUUGUUUGCCUCACUGCAAGAGGCAACGCUUUUUGCAAUUGCCUUGCAGCAGACCAUGAUUCGCAUUGUGCAGGCGCGUGACAUAGUGAGCCUUAGCGCGCGAGCCAUUGGCGGUGCAGCUGUUGACAGUGAUGUCGAAUCCCUGUCACGAAGUGAACACUCCUGCGAGUCUAGCCACGCUGUGCCAGCACAAGAACCGGCUAGCUCUUUUACACGGCAGCAUCUUUUUCCCACUUACCCUUGGCACCACGAGAAUGCAUUUGAGGGUGACGGGUUCUUUGCACCCAGCAUACCGGCCAACUGGCGGCGAUACAGCGCAGGUGGGGAGUGGACCUUUGGCCUCACGUGUUUCGUGCCCUUGCAUACGUACUGGACCAGGCUGAAGUGGCCAGGGGCAAAUGACACAGGUGACACAAUCACUUGGCUUGAGCUUGCGCUGGACUAUCACGCCAGCACUCAUUGCCCGUUGGCCCCUCCAGACAGGAGUGAUGCCUCGUUGACAGCAGCCAGCAUGGCCCAAUUCUUUGAGAGAGCCAGCAAAAGAAUGGCUGUGAUCUGUGGAGCCAGCUUGUGUCCUGGCAAUUUCUUGACUCACGCUACGAGCUUAACUGCCUUGGGCUUCAAUAGAGCAGCGGGCAUCUCCCUGCGCCCUAAGUUGCUGCAGCCAGAGUAUGUGCAUCGCAUCUUGUUCGACAUUGCGGCCGGUAGCCGGCACGCAGACAUCAAACUACGGAAGCAAAAAAUUAUCCUGCCGCAAGCGCCGCCGUUGUUGCUACAUCAGCUUGUCCGAAAGAGGCUUAUCGGAAAACAGCCGGCGCCAGAUGCCUACCAGCCACAGAAACCGAGGCGCCAGGUUAAGUCGCACAAAGCAGCUAGUGCCCAUGUCCAAUGGACAGACCAAGAAAGUGACAUUCUCCUAGCUGCAAAAAACUGGAGAGACAAAUACAGGUUGGAAAAAGUCCUUUUUCACAACCGCGAUGCACAAGAGCGUAGCAGACAUUUCCUCGAGAUUACUGCUCAGGGCGACAAGUUCGUUUGCGCACUAUGUAAAAGAUCAAACCCCAAUCUAGGUAAAUUUCUUGUAGAUUCAUGUGGCGGCGAGCUCGACCAAGGCGCGCCGCUCCCAGGGGCGCGAAAGGCCAGCGUGCAACUUGCCAAACGGGCGCAGAUUGCGCAUCAACACAACAACGCUCGGACCCACCAGCACGAACUUGCAAUCCCUACCUCCCUUGAGCAACUUCCAACGUGUGUUCUGUGCAACGAGCAACAGCAGCAGGAGGGUUGGAGACGUGUAAGCCACUUUUUGCGUCGUACGUGCAGUGCUGCGCCAUAG
Effrenium voratum is the source of this 2964-nucleotide messenger RNA. The record is from the annotation of a GenBank genome assembly. NCBI's taxonomy places the organism in Eukaryota, Dinophyceae, Suessiales, Symbiodiniaceae.